CUUCGAUAAAUAAAGGGGGCCUCAGAGUAGAUUUGGCUAACAAAGCCAGGCUCUAAAAUGUCGGGAGAGGUGUAUCUCCUGUGGCUUCUCUCGCUUUUACAAACGCUGUCGGUGUAUGGUGCCGAUCUGUCGUCUGAGGCAUGCAGGGAGCUGGGCUUCUCCAGCAACCUGCUGUGCAGCUCCUGUGACCUGCUCGGGGAGUUCAGCCUCAACAAGCUCCAGCCUGACUGCGGGCAGUGCUGCCAGCAGGAGGCCCAGAUGGAAGCGCGCAAGCUCUACCCCGGGGCCAUCCUUGAGGUGUGUGGAUGAAAACUGGGGAGGUUCCCUCAAGUCCAAGCUUUUGUCAGGAGUGACAAGCCGAAGAUGUUCAAGGGUCUUCAGAUCAAGUACGUGAGAGGCUCAGAUCCUGUACUAAAGCUUUUGGACGAUAACGGGAACAUCGCUGAAGAACUCAGCAUCCUCAAGUGGAACACAGACAGCGUGGAGGAGUUCCUGAGUGAGAAAUUAGACCGGAUAUAGACACGUGUAUGUUUUAGUUUUUGGAGUCUAUAGUUAAAGGUUCCGCGUUCACCCAAAUUCCAAUACCUCUGGUGGUAUGUAGCCAUGCAGAGAUUUACUGUUAUUACUGUUAUGUGCUGGACAUUUCUGCAUCCACCUUCAGGUAAAUGGGGAGCUUUGUUUGUGGUGCUCGCAGCACUGAAAAAUUUACAUUUUGAAAAUAUUCUACAUUCCAAAAAACGGUGUCCUAGUCACUGUAGAUCACCCGCCUAAAACACCGUCAACAAUUGUCAUUGGAACUCCUUUUGUAGUAAAGAAAUAGUCUGAAUGAAAACGGAGAUGAUAUUUCUGGAAAAGAUUUGCAGCGCAACAAACCGUUACGGCACAAAUCCUUUUGACAUCUCCGACGGACCUUUUCAAGCUUGAGCGAAACCAUCUGCUUGGCUAGAGAUUAACUAGGGGCUACUGAGAAUUUGGGUGAACCGACCCUUUUUUAGUUGGUUGUGAAAAAUCAUGACUGUUUUUGUAUCUGGGAAUAAUGGAUUUUACCAAAUAACUUCUGUGAGAAGACAUAAUCAAAAAGCCCAGAUAAAGGGCAGGACAUCUGAAAUAAUGACCAUUACUGAUUAGGUUUGAAAAACAAUAGUGCACAUCAUUAGCUGUUUUGUCAAACUUUUGGGAGUUUACAUUCUCCCCCUUUUCCCUGUCUGUCUGAUAUUCCUGUAUGAUUAUUUUUUUAUAUAAUGCUCGACAUUGUAUAUGAAGGGAUUUGUGGUCAAAAAUGAAUCCUAGUUGCUCUCCAAAUGCAGAUGUCUUUGCUGAAGCACCCGUUAGUGACGGCCUCACAGUAAACCACCUGUUGGGAUGUGAGGUCUGAUGUGUCUGUGUUUUUCGACAUCUUCUGCUUCGAAGGGAAACUGGAUUUAUUUUGGAUGCUUGUUUUGGAGCGAAUGAGGCGACAGUUUAAAUAUGCAACAAUAAACAAAGUCUCUGAUGGUU
Perca flavescens (yellow perch) is the source of this 1497-nucleotide messenger RNA. It is a transcript of the gene selenof, whose product is annotated as selenoprotein F. Lineage: Eukaryota; Metazoa; Chordata; Actinopteri; Perciformes; Percidae. The record is from RefSeq and is a predicted model, not a curated record. The transcript is spliced from 5 exons. Gene Ontology annotation, cellular component: endoplasmic reticulum lumen. Gene Ontology annotation, molecular function: oxidoreductase activity.